Messenger RNA from Eublepharis macularius, 3620 nucleotides. It is a transcript of the gene ATG9B, whose product is annotated as autophagy related 9B. NCBI's taxonomy places the organism in Eukaryota, Metazoa, Chordata, Lepidosauria, Squamata, Eublepharidae. Bases 691 to 3078 code for a protein of 795 amino acids. The record is from RefSeq and is a predicted model, not a curated record. Gene Ontology annotation, biological process: autophagy of mitochondrion; protein localization to phagophore assembly site. The transcript has 15 exons. Gene Ontology annotation, cellular component: phagophore assembly site; autophagosome.
GUCCGCCGGCCUCUCGGGCCGCCGGGCCUCGCUGCUGAGCCGCGCCCGCUGUCAGGCGGCCGCCGCCCGGUCGGGGUCUCCGGCGCUGCACUGCGCCGCGCCCCCCUCCGGAUCCCGCCGCUGCGCAGGGCCCGCCCGCCCGCCGCCCUCGGAAGCGGGUCCGCCUGGCCGCUGCUGGCCGCGCCGCCCGUGGCUGCCGGGCGAUGCUCGGGCGCGGAGGGGCCGUCCCGCCGAGGGCGUCCCGCCGGCGCUGAGCCGAUGGCCGAGGGCGAGACGCGGCCGCCGCCUGCCUCGAGCGCCUCCGCGGCCCGGGCCCCGGCCGGCUGAUCCGAGCGAGGGCUGCAGGGGCGGGCAGGGCUGCGCGCACCGCUCGGGAGGCGGCCGCCUUCUGCUGCCGGGGCGGGGGCGCUGCAGCCACACCGCAGGCCCGCUGGCCACGAGCCCGCCGCUGGGGCGGCUCUGCCGGGUGACGACGCAGCCGCGCCAGGAGCCCGCCGGAGGCCUCUGCUCGCCGCCUGGCCUGAGACCGGUCGGGGCGGAUUCCUGCCAGCGCCGGGGCCGUUGGAGUGGCCGGGAGGGCCUCGCCCGGCGGCCAGGAGGAGACCCGCCGUCUCUGGCGCCUGCGAGGAGGGGCUGCGCGCCGGCGCCGUCGUGCAGGUCCGUGUGGAGAGGGGCAGCCCGGGGACACCCAUGGCUGUCAGCCGAGAGCAUCGUGGGGACUACUAUCGCCUGCCAGACUGUGCGGAGGACUCCCCCCCGGAGGAGGAGGAGGAGGAGGAGCUGCUGGUGCAUGUCACGGAGGGGCUGAAAGAUUCCUGGCAUCACAUCAAGAACUUAGAUAACUUUUUCGCCAAAAUCUACCACUUCCACCAGAAGAACGGCUUUGCCUGCAUGAUGCUUUCCGAUGUCUUUGAGCUGGUGCAGUUCCUGUUUGUGGUCACCUUCACCACCUUCCUGUUCUGCUGCGUGGAGUACGAUGUGCUGUUUGCCAACCGCCCUGUCAAUCACACCCAGCCAGGAGGGGGCCUUGCGCCAGACCGAGGGAAGGUGACGCUGCCAGAUGCCAUCCUGCCCACCCCGCAGUGUGUCCAGAGGAUCCAGGCCAGCGGAUGGAUCAUCUUCCUGCUGGUGAUGGCUGCCACCUUCUGGCUCUACCGCUUGGGGAAGGUGCUGUGCAGCCUCCUUGGCUACUGGGAGAUCCGUGCCUUUUACACCAAGGCCCUCAAGAUCCCCUCGGACCAACUGUGCAGCUGCAGCUGGUGGGAGGUGCAGGCGCGCCUGAUCUCGCUGCAGCGGGAGCAGCCGAUGUGCGUGCACAAGCGGGAGCUGACCGAGCUGGACGUCCACCACCGCAUUCUGCGCUUCAGGAACUACCUGGUGGCGAUGGUGAACAAGUCGCUGCUGCCCGUCCGCUUCCGCCUGCCCCUGCUGGGGGAGGUGGUCUUCCUGACCCAGGGCCUCAAGUACAACCUGGAGCUGCUCUUCUUCUGGGGGCCGGGCUCCCUCUUCCAGGGCAAGUGGAACCUCCAGCCUCAGUACAAGCGCUCAGGGGCCCGCCUGCAGCUGGCCCGCCGCCUGGGGCGCACCAUGCUGCUGCUGGGCGUGGCCAACCUGCUGCUCUGCCCCUUCAUCCUGGUGUGGCAGGUGCUGUACGCCUUCUUCAGCUACACGGAGGUGCUCAAGAGGGAGCCGGGCAGCCUGGGGGCCCGCCGCUGGUCGCUCUACGGCCGCCUCUACCUCCGCCACUUCAACGAGUUGGACCAUGAGCUGCAGGCCCGCCUGAGCCGUGGCUACAAGCCGGCCUCCAAGUACAUGAACUCCUUCACCAGCCCGCUGCUCACAGUGCUCGCCAAGAAUGUCGGCUUCUUUGCCGGCUCCAUCCUGGCCGUGCUGAUCGCCCUCACCGUCUACGAUGAGGAUGUCCUCACGGUGCAGCACAUCCUCACCACGCUCACCCUCCUGGGCCUGAUCGUGACUGUGGCCAGGUCCUUCAUCCCAGAUGAGCACAUGGUGUGGUGUCCGGAGCAGCUGCUGCAGUGCGUCCUGGCACACAUCCACUACAUCCCUGACCACUGGCAAGGCAGUGCCCACAAGUCGGAGACGCGGGAAGAGAUGGCCCAGCUCUUCCAGUACAAGGCGGUCUUCAUCCUGGAGGAGCUGCUGAGCCCCAUCGUGACGCCCUUCCUCCUCAUCUUCGCCCUGCGGGCCAAGGCCCUGGACAUCAUCGACUUCUUCCGCAACUUCUCUGUCGAAGUGGUGGGUGUUGGGGACAUCUGCUCGUUUGCCCAGCUCGACAUCCGCAACCACGGCAACCCCCAGUGGCUGUCGCAGGGCCGGACAGAGGCCUCGGUGUACCAGCAGGCAGAGAACGGCAAGACAGAGCUCUCACUUGUCCACUUUGCUAUCACCAACCCACGCUGGCAGCCGCCACCGGAGAGCUCCCUCUUCAUUGGACACCUCAAAGAGAAGGUGCAGCAGGAUGCAGCCCACGCAUCUCCUGCCCAGCGCCUUUUGGCGGAGGCCCCGUUCAGCACCUCUCUGCUUUCGGACGAAGGGCUCAGCACCAUGCCAGAUGCCCUCCUGGCCAGCGUUCUGGGCCACCCCAUCCUGGCAGCAGGAACCCUGGUUCCCCAGGCAGAGCGGCAUCUCCUCGCCCAUCCCGGCAGCACGGCCGGUGCGGCUGCCAGCAUCCUGGCCUCCCUGUCCUGCUCCCAGCUGCCCCGGCGUAACUAUCCUGUUGGCGAGAACUCUGUGUAUCGCAGUGACACCACCCUCCUCGGAGACAGUGUUGCCCCACCGGAGUCCCGCCAGCUGCCCCUGACCCGCUCCGCUGUGCUGUCUGAGUUUGCCUCGGCCGAGAUGAGUCUGCAUGCGAUUUACAUGCAUGAGCUUCACCAGCAGCAGCAGCAGCCGCAGCCGCCGGCACCAAGUCCUGCUCCUUCCCAGUGUUCAGCACAAGCACAAGCAGCAGCUUCCGCAAGGCCUUCGUGUGUGCGCAGCCAGGAUCUGCUCCUUGGGGGCUGGGAGGAGGAAGAAGCACCAUCUCCGGCCCAGCAGCGGGAAAGGGAGACAUGCUAGCCCUCCAGGAGGUGCUCUCUUUCCCUCUUGAGUGUUUAUGGGCAUUUGGAAGCUGUGCCCUCAGCCUUGCCAGGACUGUCCUGCCCGCGGCAGGAAUGGUGGAACGUGGCACAGCAGGGGCCAGCAGUGCCCCAUCCUGCACAGUAGACGUGGAUUGCAGCUGCCCUGCCGUGGGUGUGGGUGUGGCCAGAAGGGCCUUGUCUGUGUUGAUGCCGGACUCCUCCCUGCUUUGGGUGUGUGCCCUACUCGGGGGUGAAUAAGCUACAGGCUGGAUCAGGCCCUGCACGGUGCUAUUUGUAUGUACAGGGUCAAUGCAAAAUGGCUGGGGAGGGGGGGGGGAGAGCUGCAGCCAGGAGUCCCCUUUGGGGGGCAGUAGAGACUCCUCUGGAUCUCCCGCCUUUGCCCCCCCCCCCCGCUGCUCUAUGAUGUCACUUGCGCUGGGUACCGUUCCUCAUUGCAGAGCUGACAGGCGGGGCCUUGUGUCAUGGUGCCCGCCCACCCCAGGAGGACUGGGCCAAUAAAUGUUUACAGGUGUGGCAAAA